AUGACCACUGGGGCGGGGCCUCGUGAUGCACUAAGCCAGCCGCCAUUUCGUAACGGUAAUAUGCCAAUGGCCACUCUGGAGGAGGAUCCCAUUUACGCAUCGUGCAACGUGAUCACGCAAACUGCCAACAGUGCCAGCACGCCCCCUGGGAACGCGCUGAAAACACCUGAAGCAGACCGCCCAGCGCUUGCCCAGAGAGCUGGUCACAGCGCCUGA
This is a messenger RNA of Sporothrix brasiliensis 5110, 216 nucleotides long. RefSeq lists its product as uncharacterized. The record is from RefSeq and is a predicted model, not a curated record. Lineage: Eukaryota; Fungi; Ascomycota; Sordariomycetes; Ophiostomatales; Ophiostomataceae. The coding region runs from base 1 to 216 and encodes 71 amino acids. The transcript has a single exon.